Molecule: messenger RNA, 1542 nt
Organism: Ambispora gerdemannii
Lineage: Eukaryota; Fungi; Glomeromycota; Glomeromycetes; Archaeosporales; Ambisporaceae
Source: the annotation of a GenBank genome assembly
AUGUCUACUGCAUUUAACACAAAAGUACAUUUACCCGAUAGUGGAGGCGAAAAUGCAAGUAAAUUAUCUGAAACGAGACAUGAAAAAACUAAUACGGGCGAAAGAGCUUCUUUAUUGCUUAAACGUGACCAUGUUUCUCUUCAUAAGCGCAAAAUUUGGCUAGGAUUCGUGUGCUUAGUAGCUAUUCUGGGGUUGUACUUGUUAAUCACAGAAGAGACUUUGAACCAAUAUCCGGAUACAAGUGAAGAAUUACCACUGUCAUUUUCUUCAUUGUCAAAGACGCCAUAUUAUUAUCCGCCCACUUUAAAUAAUGGCACGUAUGACUUUAAUUCGACAGUUAUUCUGAUCUCGUUUGAUGGAUUUAGAGCAGAUUAUUUGGAGAGAAAACUUACACCCGUGCUGAGGAAAUUUAUACACGAUGGAAUUAGAGCGGAAUAUAUGAUUCCCUCAUUUCCGUCAGUUACCUUUCCCAAUCAUCACACAAUCAUCACGGGUCUUUAUCCCGAAUCACAUGGAAUGGUGGGAAAUGAGUUCUUCGAUCCAGAACUAAAAGAUUCAUUUUGCUACAGCGAUCCGGAAAAAUACCGAGAUCCAAAGUGGUGGGACGGAGAACCGCUUUGGGUCACUGCCGAAAAACAAGAUCGGAAAUCCGGGAUGAUGAUGUGGGCAGGUUCUGAGGCCAAGAUCAAAGGCUAUCAACCAACCUAUCUUGUGCCACAUGACAACAAAGUCACGCCGAAAGAUAAAGUGGCUAAAGUAAUGGAAUGGUUAGAUCUUCCAAUCGAAGAAAGACCUACAUUUAUUGCCGUUUAUGAAGGUCAGCUAGAUUCGGCAGGUCAUAAGUACGGCCCAUAUUCAAAGCAAUUAGACGACGCGUUGAAGUCGGUUGACGAUAUGGUAUUGGAUUUGUUGAAUGGUUUAGCUAUGCGAAAUUUAACAGAUAUUGUUAAUGUCAUCAUAGUAAGCGAUCAUGGUAUGUCAUCAACUAAUGCCAAAAACCUAGUAUUACUCGAUGACUUUAUCGACACAUCACUAAUACAUCCACUCGAAGGAUUUCCACUGGGCGGUAUACGCCCAUACAACGGCAACGAUAUUCACGAAAUUUACGCGACACUACAAAAAGCUAGUCACGAUAAAAACUGGAAUUGUUAUCUACGUCAUCAAAUUCCUGAGAGAUUCAAUUUCCGUGCCUCGAAACGUAUUAGUCCUAUCUUGUGUAUUCCAACACACGGAUGGGCGUUUUCCACCAGGCGUGAUUUUGCUUUGGAUGCUGUUCCACUAGGAUUGCAUGGUUACGAUAACUUAAUUCAUGAUAUGCAAGCCAUUUUCUUGGCACGUGGGCCUGCAUUCAAACACCUUACGCGGGAAAAUAGUACUAAUGAAAAUAACAAUAACAAUAAUAGAUUUAGAUUUAGAAACAGUGACAAGUCACUAUCUCGCACUAUUGAACCUUUCCGAAAUGUAGAAGUGUAUAAUAUUAUCGCAAAGAUUCUUGGAUUGGUACCUGCUGUGAAUAAUGGGACAUUUGGUGGGAUCAUUUGA